CAGUGUCACUCGUAGCGCCGCACGACGAGGGCGCUGUCGCUGGCAACUUGCACCUUCAACCAGAACCACCAUGUCCAAACUCCUCCAGAAGAUCGCGGACAAGACCGUCGAAGGUUUAGAGCAUGCGAAACUGUCCGUUGAAGGCAUCGUCAAUCCGAACCGCCGUCACGAUGACCCCGAGGAGAAGAUGCAUGACGAGAUUAGAGCGCAGAUCAUGGCGGCCCACCGUUUCCAGAGCUUUGCGAACGAGCGAUCGGAGAACUUUGUGAAGUGGCACAUUGACGGACAUGAUUACAUGUACGCUGUCUCAGAAAUGCUGGACAGCGCGAAAGAGUGCAUCUUCAUACUGGACUGGUGGCUUACUCCUGAGCUCUUCCUUCGUCGUCCUCCUUCCUAUCACCCGGAAUGGCGACUGGACAGACUCCUGAAGCGAAAGGCCGAAGAAGGUGUCAAAAUCUAUGUUGUCGUCUACAAGGAGGUGACUCAGACUAUGUCCAUGAGUUCUCACCACACCAAGGUGGUCCUUGAGGCCCUUCAUCCGAACAUUGCGUGCAUGAGGCACCCCGAUCACAUCGGGUCGAAAGACGACGUGGAGUUUUGGUCUCACCAUGAGAAGGUCGUGGUAGUUGACAAUCACAGAGCCUGCAUCGGUGGCCUCGAUCUUUGCUUCGGGCGCUGGGAUACCAGCACCCAUCCCCUUGCCGAUGUUCAUCCUACUGACUUUUCGCUGACCCUCUUCCCGGGGCAAGACUAUAAUAAUGCACGCAUCCUGGACUUCCAAAAGGUAGACCAGUUCGCGAGUAGCACUGUCUCCAUCCUGGAAGACGCAAGGAUGCCCUGGCACGACGUCCACAUGACGCUGGAAGGCCCCUGCGUGUUGGAUAUUGUGCAGCACUUCACUGAGCGCUGGAACGAAGUAAAGAAGCGGAAGUACAGGACCAACGAGCGGUACGACUGGUUGGCGCUCCCGCACAAUAUUGUGGUAUCCCCCAAUGAACCUGUCGCUCGCCACCCGCACCGGGAGAAAUGGCAUGCCAUGGGACACCGCUUCAAGCAGCGGUUCCACGUGGAGGAAGGCGAACAGUUCGAAGAGGAUUAUACUAAACCCCCUCAUGGCACGAUGCGUGUGCAAGUCUGUCGGAGUGUCUCUGAUUGGAGUCACGGGGUGUUGACGGAACACAGUAUCCAGAAUGCCUACUGUCAGCUCAUUCGCGAGGCCAAUCAUUUCAUCUACAUUGAGAACCAAUUUUUCAUAUCGAAUACUACUACCGAAGGCCCGGUGAAGAACCAGAUUGCUGCUGCGCUCGUAGAGAGGAUCAUCCAAGCAGCAAAGGAUGGCACUAAAUUCAAGGUCAUUGUUCUCAUCCCCGAAGUCCCUGCUUUCGCCGGAGACGUGAAGAGCGAGUCGUCACUGCAGUAUAUCAUGGCAGGGCAAUACCGCACUAUCAACCGCGGUGGCCACAGUAUCUACGAAGAGAUCCGGAAGGCCGGAUAUGAGCCUAUGGAUUACAUUCGCUUCUAUCAUCUGAGGGCAUAUGACCGGAUGAACGCUCCUUUGACGACCUUUAUUGCGGAAAUGGAAAAGAAUAGCGGUGUGAAAUUCCACGAAGCUCAGGUUGCUUACGCACGCCAGAUCGUCGGCGACAUGUCCGACGAUGUCAACGUCCCUGACGCCCAGAAGACUGUCACUAUUAGGAUUCCCCAAGCCUCUUCCGAGGGCAUGGUUAUUAGCGAGAAAACUGAAGUCAAGACGGAGACGAUUCCUCUCCCGAAGUCUGAAGAGGAAGCGUUGGAGAUUAUCAAGAGGUUCCAGAAGGGAGCGGAGCCGAUACGUGGGGAUGAGGAUGUGUCGGACAAUGUAGUACAGCACAUGCUGAACGAUUCGACAUCUUUAAUGGACGAGAAGUGGCUCGGAACGGAAGAAGAGGAACUGGCCUGCUACGUUUCCGAGCUCAUCUACAUCCACACGAAGUUGAUGAUUGUUGACGACAGGAGGGUUAUCAUGGGCUCCGCCAACAUCAAUGACCGCAGCCAGAAGGGCGAUGGCGAUUCUGAAAUCGCCCUUGUUGUGGAGGAUGACGACAUGAUAAAGACGACUAUGGAUGGCAAACCGUACAUGGCUUCGCGCUUCGCCGCAACUCUGCGUCGGAAACUGUUCAGAACGCACCUGGGCCUCAUUCGACCGCAAUUGUGCGAAGACCGGGAGGAAGAAGUGACCUCUUUCAUGCAUCCGGCUCCUAUUCCAAAUGAGGAUGAGCUGGAGUCUGAAGAAGACCAGAAGGUCGCUGAUCCACUGGCAGACGAUGUUUUGAACCUCUGGAAUGAUACUGCCAGGAGGAAUCGGGAGGUCUUCACUGAAUUAUUCCGACCGGUUCCAACGAAUCUCGUACGAGACUGGAAGGCCUACGAGAACUAUGUACCACGUGUGAAGACCGGUCAUGUCGUUCCCGAUAUCCCCCUUACACGUGUCAAGGAACGUCUCUCUGAGGUGAAAGGAGGCUUGGUCGAAGCGCCCAUUGACUUCUUGAUAGACGAAAAGAGUUUUGUCGAAGGCCCUGAGUGGAGAGGCCUGAACCCAACCUUGCCCAUCUACAUAUGAGCAGCAAAGCCGAAGUGAUGAUAUUAUGACGGGGACGACGCCUAAUAACAGUAGGUUCUAUACGACGGUGGAAGGGCACCCAGCCCUUAUGUAGAUUAGCCCAGAACAGGAAGCUGAGGACGAAGACUCUGAACAAGGUGAAGGAAUGGCGCGGGAAGUGAUGGAAGGCAGGAAGUCUAAUUCUACAAUGAUGAAUGUCUAAGAAAUACAUAAGUAUGCAAGUCUAAGUCUAUGGUCAUGAACGGGAAUUGGUGCACAUGCAAGUUCGGUCAAAGACAUGGGAGAUCAUGAACGUAGCAUCUAUAGACUGAAAACACCACCAGCGCGACGGCGUGAGGGAACAGGAUGAACAACGAAGAUAGAUAUACCAAGACCAACAGUCAGGCCAAUGGAGACCGAGACUAGCUGAAGGGCAGUUUGGAAGCCGGAGAGGUAGGACGUGGAUGAGGAUGAGCCGGACGUUUGUUGCGAGGCAAAAGUGAGCAGACCGCCAUUGCCUAGACCGGAGGGAAGUUGGAAGAGAAUACCCGUUAUCAUGACUAUGAAGGCAUUCCCCUUGAAGAACCGCCCAUAUAUAUUUGAUAUGAAGCCCACUGCGAAGGCACCCACAGCUGCGCUGAUGUCACUCUGAUUCGGGAACUUCGUGCCGGUGAAGUGAUUGGUAACCCAUCCACAGCAGGAUAUGGCCACGAGCAGAUACAGUUCCCUUCUGUUCCAUGGUGCGUGGUUUCUUAAACUGAGGAAUAAGGAAUACAUGGGAACAGUAAGGAAUGCCCAAUAGGUACUUGGCGUCCGCUGCCACCAUCCUCCAUCAGGGUGAUGGCUGACCGCACACGAAUAGUCUUCUGGACCCAGUACACGCUGGUGCGUGAUGGCCUGAUAAAUUUCUGCUCCGAUCGCCAGACCAAAGCCUAAGAACAGGGAAUACAUGAUGGCGAAGCAAAGGCGGACAGCUCCGGAGACGAUAUUACGAGAGGACAGUUCGAGAGAUCCAUUGAGCACGAUGAAACCAGGCAGAAUCAGUACUAUAGAAGCUGAAGCAACAGCCGAAUAGCAGAAGACACCUGUCGAAGCUAAAGCAGCUGACAGGAAGCUGAUAAGAGUAGCAAUGGUGAUCUCAAAGAUAUUGCUGUAAAGCUCAUUUUUGACACUAAGUAAUUGGAUGGCGACAAGCAAUGCGCCGAGGGGCCAGCUGAUCACACUAUCAAUGAAGCUGCCAGAGAAUGAGACGCUGCAGAUCGCGGACGAGCAGAAGCCUCCGAUAAGAAUGAGCUGCCACCAGCUGUACAUGGGCUUGCGACGCAUGAGCGUGUCAAGCUCUACGGAGGCAUCUUUCACGGAGAUGGAGUCGUGGAUGACCUUCCAAUAUAAGCGGUAUGCUUCACCCAAUUUGUCUAGGUCCAGUGCGCUGCCUUGCCGAAUUAACUUGACAUUGCUCGUGCUCGUACCGGUAUCGUCAAAGCUGAUGAGCAUGACGUCUGGCAGAUACAUGCAGCUAAGGUUGAUAUCGAGAACUUUGCCGGUUGCCUGCACCUGAGCCUGCAAUCGAUGGGUCGGCCCUCCAAACAUCAUCAUCGCACGGGCAAACUUGAGGAUGAACUCCUGACGCUGGAUGAUCUCCGCGACAUGCCGUGUGAUAUAGACUUCCGCCUUCUUCCGUUUCUUGCGUUUCUCCCUCUUCCGGUCGUCGCCGGUGAUGCCCAUAUACGCCAAAGUCUUCUCGUCUAACCACUCACUGCCGCUCUCACUUCCCAUGGUCCCAAUGGUCCCCGGCGUAGGCGGUUGGCUAGUGAAGCCGAGCGGACCCCAUUUAGGCAGGUCCUUGAGGACGCCAGAGAACCUGCUGCCAUUCCUCC
This is a messenger RNA of Gloeophyllum trabeum ATCC 11539, 4455 nucleotides long. RefSeq names its product phospholipase D/nuclease. Lineage: Eukaryota; Fungi; Basidiomycota; Agaricomycetes; Gloeophyllales; Gloeophyllaceae. The coding region runs from base 71 to 2599 and encodes 842 amino acids. The record is from RefSeq and is a predicted model, not a curated record. Gene Ontology annotation, molecular function: D-type glycerophospholipase activity. Gene Ontology annotation, biological process: intracellular signal transduction; phosphatidic acid biosynthetic process; cell motility. The transcript has 33 exons.